ACCUAGAAACGUACCUGCCGAAAGCGGUGAGAUCACCUGUAAAUUUGGGGUUACAGGGGGGCUUUGGCAUUGCGGCUCUUGUUUAAACUUCAACAAAAUGUUCUAGCAAACCUUUUAUUAUUGAAUGAAUGUUACCCAGCUCUGUGUCUUGUACGUAGGUAAUGUGGAACCUUGCAUCUUGCACUAACGCAUAUAUAUGAAAAAUAUCGAUUUGGGUUACACGCUCAUGUGCUCAUCUUUUCAUAGGGAUAUAAAUAUCGAACAUCUUACUCUCCUGAUUUUUAUGAUAGGGUCAUGUCAUUUAGGAAGAGAAACGCUGUCAUCAGCAGCCCAAACGCAGCUGCCCAGGCGGCCCUGGCCAAGAUCGAGAAUGCGCCUACGCCCGGUGUUCGGCCAUCUCCUCUUGAUGGCCGACUAACUACUUCAACGGGCACGGCUUCACUAGAUAGUCUCCUGGCUGGCCAUGCUGGAUUACCCCUGGGAACGUCGCUUCUCGUCGGAGAGCACGGCACCACUGACUUUGCCGGGGUCCUGCUUCGCUACUAUGCGGCCGAGGGAAUGGUUCAGGGGCACCAAAUCCACGUUCUAGGUUUGCACGAGGGAUGGCGUCAUGAACUCCCAGGCAUUGCUGCAGAAGAUAAAAAAUCGUCCAGCAAGGCGGAUAUAGCCUCAGAUGAGAAGAUGAAGAUUGCCUGGAGAUACGAGAGUUUGGCUACUGGAGGUGUUUCUAGGGACAGAAAUGCGAUCACACGACAAAGUAGCAGCUCUAAUGGAUCUACUACUUCCAUAUUCUGCCAUUCGUUUGACCUUGCAAAGAAGCUUGGUCCCGCAGACGUCAAGGGACAGAUUGGGUUCCAUCCUUCGAUGAGCAUACCGAGCCUCACUCAAGCGCCAGAGGCGCUAUCACCCCUCAAGAAAUUUAUCAAGGAUAUCACGCAGAAACUAAUAAAUUCACCACCGUCUUGGAUCCACCGGAUAAUAGUCCCGGGUCUCUUGUCGCCAACUAGUUACUCGAGCUCUUCUGUUCGGCCUGAGGAGGUGUUGCAAUUCUUACAUGCUCUCAGGGGGCUGCUGAGACAGUACCCAACCAAGCUUACGGCGAUAGUCUCACUGCCGCUCUCGCUCUACCCUCGUGGUACUGGACUUACCCGUUGGAUGGAGCUGCUAUCCGACGGUGUUAUCGAACUCAUCCCGCUCCAGUCUGGCGCAAUACACGUCGCGCCCCCUUCUUCCUCCUCCAAAUCAGACUCCAAGUCGGACGAGCAGACGCAAGGUCUCGUAAAAGUCCACAGUCUGCCGAUAUUCCACGAGAAGGGCGGAGGUUCCUCGGAAAGUAAUUCUGCCCACGGAGAUCUGUCGUUUAGUUUGAGCCGGUCCAAGGGCUUGGUUAUUAAGCCGUUCUAUUUACCUCCCGUAGGUGACGAUGAGCAAGAUAACAAAAAGGAGGGAUCUGAAAAGGGAAGCAUGGAAUUUUGAUCCUUUUUUUCUGUUUCAAAUGCAAAUGCGAAUGCGAAUCAUCUAAGCAACAUUUUAUGAUAAUGUCGUUGCUUUAUGAUGAGGGAAUAUACGAUUAUACACGGUGCGAAAUGCAGUUUAUAGCCAGACUUUAAUACGGUGUCUGGACCCACAACACAAGCACAAGCAAGCUAAUCAUCUAACUAAUGAGCUUUCUCAAUUUCUUUUUAAAGCUCGAACCAGAAAAAAAAAGUUCGUGAUUUUUCAUUAACAGUCAAUAUUUUUCAACACUCAACAUCAAGAGCUGGUAAGUUCAAAAUAUUCCCCCAUUUUCCUUUGCAAAACACACACUGUUCGAAAUGAUUACACAACUCAUCUGUCAAUCCACUGAAAUAAAACAAUGUUGAUAAAAACCUUCCGUGUCUGGAAAUUUAUGAUCGUCCAACCUAUAUCUUAUUAUACCUUGUUGUCUCACAAAAACCUUUGACAAUGUAUCGAGACUGACUCACUCC
Hypoxylon fragiforme is the source of this 1967-nucleotide messenger RNA. Its product is annotated as PAXNEB-domain-containing protein. The coding region runs from base 295 to 1476 and encodes 393 amino acids. Gene Ontology annotation, cellular component: elongator holoenzyme complex; transcription elongation factor complex; cytoplasm. NCBI's taxonomy places the organism in Eukaryota, Fungi, Ascomycota, Sordariomycetes, Xylariales, Hypoxylaceae. The record is from RefSeq and is a predicted model, not a curated record. Gene Ontology annotation, biological process: tRNA wobble uridine modification. The transcript has a single exon.